CAUUUCCUCUCCUCUCCUCUCCUCCUCACACCUAACCUAACAGUCCGACUCCUCAGUCCUCACACGGUCACACCUAACAGUCCUCACACUGCUCUGAUCAACUCCUCACACCUAACAGUCCUCAGUCCUCACACCAACGGCGGCGGGAGUUCUCAGGCACCAACAACGGUGAUGGCGGAUGAAACUAGACUAAGUGCGGCUGGUUCAACUGAUAGCGUACCUAAUACAGAUGAUAGCAAUGACAUUGACAAGUCAUUUGACACCCAGACCUGGGUAACAAAGAAAAUAAAAGAAAUAAGUUCUAGAUCAGCGGUUUGGGAUCAUUUUGAUAAGGUUGUUAUGAAUGGUAUUGGUAAAGCGAGGUGUAGACAUUGUAAAAAUCUUUAUGCCGCUAAUACAAUUGUAAAUUGGACAACGGGAUUGAGACAACAUAUAACUUUGAGGUGCCCAGUAUAUAAAGCUAAGAUUGAAACUUGCACUCAGAAAAAGAUAAAUUUUGCAUCUAAGGAUGAGCCGCUUUGGGAAUUUGAUCAACAAUUAAUUAGAAGGGAUUUUGUUGAGAUGAUAAUUACGGAUGAACUACCAUUUAGCUUUGUAGAAAAGGAAGGCUUCAAGAAGUUUAUGAAUGUAGCCCAACCUUUAUUUCAAGUUCCUUCCCGUAGAACAAUAACAAGAGAUUGUUAUGAACUUUAUGGCGAAUUGAGACUAGAUUUGAAGAAGAAUUUUAGAGACGCAAAAUCAAAAACCUGCCUUACUACUGACACAUGGACAUCAUUGCAAAGAAUUAAUUAUAUGUGUUUGAUCAAGCCACUAUAUUGA
Molecule: messenger RNA, 819 nt
Organism: Lycium ferocissimum
Lineage: Eukaryota; Viridiplantae; Streptophyta; Magnoliopsida; Solanales; Solanaceae
Product: zinc finger BED domain-containing protein RICESLEEPER 3-like
Exons: 2
Coding region: 172-819 (215 amino acids)
Molecular function (GO): DNA binding
Source: RefSeq, a predicted model, not a curated record